CGAUGCAACGAAUAUCAAAACUAUUUCAACCAGCCCUAAUAAUACCCAAAAAUGCUACCAUCAAAUCGCAAGAGAUUACAUCCAAAAGUCAAAGGCUUAUGCUCGAGCAAGGGCUUAUCAGACAGGCAGGGAAUGGAACGUUCCAUCUACUGCCACUUCUACAGCGCUCCCUACAGAAAGCAAUCAAUCUAAUAGACCGACACAUGGAAGCGAUCGGAGCACAGAAGUUAACACUUCCACUACUUACAUCGGCAGAACUGUGGAAGAGAAGUGGCCGGCUAGGUUCGAGCAAUGGUGGAACGCCGACCGAACUGCUGCAAACUACCGAUCGACACGGAAAGGUGCAAAUAUUGGGACCGACACAUGAAGAAUCAAUUACCUCGCUGAUAGCAGCCAUUGCACCGGUUACCUAUCGGCAGUUUCCACUCCGGCUGUACCAAAUAUCGACCAAGUUCCGGGACGAAAUGAAACCCCGGUUUGGGUUGAUGCGUGCGAAAGAGUUCCUCAUGAAGGAUCUCUACACGUUCGACGUUGAUCGUGCCCAUUGUCAGGAAACGUACGAAGAGGUAAAUCAAGCGUACGAUAAACUGUUUACCGAGAUAGGAAUCCCAUUCGUAAAGGUAGCGGGAGACUGUGGUACGAUGGGUGGAUCGGUUUCGCACGAGUAUCAUUUCCCUAGCGAAUUGGGUGAAGAUCAGUUAAUCCACUGCACCCGUUGUGGUAUGCAUUCUAACGCCGAACUGUUCGGCACAAUAAGGGAGCGGUGUAAAAAUUGUACCGGCAAAGAGGAAGCUCUCGAACGGCAAGCAGGCAUUGAGGUGGGGCAUGCUUUCAUCCUCGAGGAUCGAUACACGAAGGCACUCGGUGCGACAUGUCUGAAGCCAAAUGGGAAACCUUCCCCCCUGCAAAUGGGAUGUUACGGUAUCGGUGUGACACGAUUAAUAGCCGCCUCGAUAGAGGUGCUUUCAACCGAAAAAGAAAUCCGAUGGCCGAUUGUCUUGGCACCAUACCGUGUUUGUAUCAUUACACCAAAGGCAGGCAGUAAGCAAGAGCCGGAAGCAUCGCCGUUGGUUGACAAGCUGUACAACGAUUUGCAAAAGCUGAACAACUGUGCAGGGGAAGUGAUUGUAGACGAUCGGUCCCAGUUUACCAUUGGCAAGCGGUUGCUGGAUGCUCGUAAAAUGGGUUAUCCCGUCGUCGUGAUAGUGGGCUCGAAAGUCAUCAGUGAAGGAAUUUUUGAGCUGCAUGACUUAACAAUGGACAAUGAAUUAAAUCUAUCGUACAAUGAUACUUUGACCACUAUAGGCACUAUCCUAUCUCCUACAGAACAACAGCAACUCUCGCAAGGCACCAAAGUUGCCCAAGAACUGUGA
This is a messenger RNA of Anopheles maculipalpis, 1373 nucleotides long. RefSeq names its product probable proline--tRNA ligase, mitochondrial (gene ProRS-m). Lineage: Eukaryota; Metazoa; Arthropoda; Insecta; Diptera; Culicidae. Gene Ontology annotation, cellular component: cytoplasm; mitochondrion. The transcript has 3 exons. Bases 3 to 1373 code for a protein of 456 amino acids. The record is from RefSeq and is a predicted model, not a curated record. Gene Ontology annotation, molecular function: proline-tRNA ligase activity; ATP binding. Gene Ontology annotation, biological process: prolyl-tRNA aminoacylation.